Molecule: messenger RNA, 652 nt
Organism: Ipomoea nil (Japanese morning glory)
Lineage: Eukaryota; Viridiplantae; Streptophyta; Magnoliopsida; Solanales; Convolvulaceae
Exons: 3
Coding region: 39-479 (146 amino acids)
Source: RefSeq, a predicted model, not a curated record
GUAAAUUCCGAGAGGCUAAUUAAGUGUUCUUAACGCACAUGGCGAUGAGGGGAGUAGGAGGCCCUUUGUUGUGCAUAGGCGAUCUGCUCAGCGACGUCGGCGAAGAAGGUAGCGCCUCCGACAACCACUCCUCAAGGGGCGUUGAUCUCAAAUCUUCUCAUUUUCCGGAAUCCGCUCCCAGUCUUAAACCCUCCGAUCUACCUAAGCUCUUUCAGGAAAACUAUGAGAAGCUGAAUGAUGCACUUGCUGGUACAGAUCAUUCAUGGACCGAUCUCACACUUGAAUUGUGCUAUGCUUUGGAGACCACCAACAAAUUGGUUCACUCUACAAAUUGUAAUGUUGGCAUGUUGUCUGAUAAUGUUCAGACGCUUCAGCAAAUGAUUAAUCGGAGAGAUUCAGAUAUAGCAGCAGCAAAAGCCAUUCAAAGUUCACUGGAAGGAAGGGGAACAACUGGUGCUGAAAAGCAUUUCCAAAAUUGAAAGGUAAAGACUUGUCAUUUUAGUUCACCCUUACCUUCUUCUUCUCCCUCCAGAAUCAGCAUUAACAGUGUACUAAAGGAUGCAAAAUCUUGAGAUUUAUUUGUACAAUUUGACAGUUAUUUUAUCGUCCUUGAACUUUUUGCCCUUUUUGGCAGUUAAAAUGUUGUUCAGUA